Molecule: messenger RNA, 2283 nt
Organism: Drosophila grimshawi
Lineage: Eukaryota; Metazoa; Arthropoda; Insecta; Diptera; Drosophilidae
Product: beta-glucuronidase
Exons: 9
Coding region: 71-2092 (673 amino acids)
Biological process (GO): carbohydrate metabolic process; glucuronoside catabolic process
Molecular function (GO): beta-glucuronidase activity; carbohydrate binding
Source: RefSeq, a predicted model, not a curated record
GCUUUUGACGGGCGAGCGAGAGAGUAAUAGAAUAGCUCUCAUAUCACCACAUCAUUAUAACUACGAUAUUAUGGGCUUGAGAAGACUUUUUAAAUCUCUCUCACUCACAUCUCUGGUAUUUGCCUUUUAUAUUCUGAACUUAACUUUAGCGCUUAUUAUACUCAACAAGGACGUACAGACUUCACGUGGCAUGCUGUAUCCACGCGAGUCAGAGACGCGAGAGGUGCGUACCCUGGACGGGAUCUGGAAUUUUGUGCGCUCAGACGAGUCGAACCCAACGCAGGGGAUACGUGAUGGUUGGUUCAAGGAUGACUUGAGCAAGAGCAGGCCAACCAUUCCAAUGCCUGUGCCUGCGUCGUACAAUGAUAUCACAACGGAGCAGGCGUUGCGGGAUCAUGUGGGCACAGUUUGGUACGAUCGCAAGUUUUUCGUGCCUCGAUCGUGGGCUCAUGAGCAGCGUGUGUGGUUGCGUUUUGGCAGUGUUCAUUAUGAGGCAUUUGUGUGGAUGAACGGUCAGUUGGUCGUAAAGCACGAGAUGGGCCACUUGCCCUUUGAAACAGAGGUCACACAUUUGCUGCAAUACGGUGCCGAAAAUCGCAUCACGGUUAUGUGCGACAAUGCAUUGAUACAGACAACUGUGCCGCAGGGGAAAAUAUCGGAAAUGGCCAACGAUGGUGGCGUUACCAUAAUUCAAAGCUAUACAUUUGAUUUCUUCAACUAUGCGGGUAUUCAUCGUUCCGUGCAUCUGUACACUACACCAAAAACGUUUAUCGAGCAGGUCGACAUCAAAACGAAUCUGACCAAUAACAACAGCGUGGGCCAUGUUGAUUACAGUAUUAUUGUGAAUGGUUCCGCUACUAAUGAGGCGGACAACACUUUAUAUGCACGACUGCUGCUAUACAGCAGGGAGGGUGAUCUUGUAUCCAAUGUUCGUUCAGACAGCAAGCUCCUUGGUUCAUUGCAAGUCGAGAAUGUUAACCCCUGGUGGCCGUAUCUUAUGCAUUCUGAUCCAGGAUAUCUGUACAAGCUAGAGAUCAAGCUGUAUGCAGCCAAUGAGCAGCUAUUGGACGUGUACCGUUUAAAUGUUGGCCUACGAACGCUAAGCUGGAAUAACACAACAUUCCUCAUUAAUGGCAAGCCGAUAUACUUUCGUGGCUUUGGACGCCACGAGGACGCCGAUGUUCGCGGAAAGGGCCUGGACAAUGCCUUAAUGACACGUGACUUUAAUUUGCUUAAGUGGAUUGGCGCCAAUGCAUACCGCACAUCGCAUUAUCCCUACUCAGAAGAAUCGAUGCAGUUUGCCGAUCGACAUGGCAUUAUGAUCAUCGACGAAUGCCCCAGCGUGGAUACUGAAAACUUCAAUCAGGUAUUGUUGGGCAAACACAAAUCCUCUCUGGAGCAGCUCGUGCACCGAGAUCGUAAUCAUCCAAGCGUGGUUAUGUGGUCGAUUGCUAAUGAACCGCGCACGGGGCAAUUAAAUGCCGACACCUAUUUCCAAUUUGUCGCUAACUACACACGCUCCUUGGAUGGUACAAGACCAAUUACAGCGGCUAUCGCAGUACCUUCAACUGAUGACAAGGCGGGACGUUACCUGGACAUAAUCAGCUUUAAUCGCUACAACGCUUGGUAUAGCAACACUGGUCGUUUGGAUAUGGUAACGAAGCGUGUCAUUGAAGAAGCCACCGCAUGGAACAAAAAGUAUGACAAACCCGUUCUUAUGGCUGAGUAUGGCGCCGAUACGCUAGAAGGUCUUCAUCUUCAACCAGCCUUUGUAUGGUCUGAGGAGUUCCAAACCGCGGUAUUCUCACAACACUUUAAGGCUUUCGAUGCCUUGCGGCGCAAAAAGUGGUUUAUAGGCGAAUUUGUGUGGAACUUUGCAGACUUCAAGACGGCGCAAUCUUACACCAGAGUCGGCGGGAAUAAAAAGGGCGUCUUUACACGUGCCCGCCAACCCAAAGCAGCAGCACACCUCCUUCGCCAGAGAUAUUUUGCUCUAGGUCGCGAGGUGGAUCAGUGCAGCUUGCCAGAUGAUCUGUUCACCUACAUUGCUGAUGUGGGUAACAGUGUCAAGCACGAUUCCAGUGACCUAUGAAGCUGAUGGGAUGAUACAUCUGCGAAACCCUUAAACUAAAAGCAGAUAGAAAGUACAAUCAUAUAUACCUAAGUACAUACGAAAGGAAAUUAUUGUAAAUAUUUUUACUGUUUUUAUAGCCAUUGUUAAACUUUGAACUGACCACAAAUGCAUUUUAGUGGCAAUGCCCUUUUUUAAAUAAAAUGUGUUUC